Grus americana (Whooping crane) is the source of this 2532-nucleotide messenger RNA. It is a transcript of the gene SLC6A20, whose product is annotated as solute carrier family 6 member 20. The transcript has 11 exons. Gene Ontology annotation, cellular component: plasma membrane. Bases 95 to 1873 code for a protein of 592 amino acids. NCBI's taxonomy places the organism in Eukaryota, Metazoa, Chordata, Aves, Gruiformes, Gruidae. The record is from RefSeq and is a predicted model, not a curated record. Gene Ontology annotation, molecular function: L-proline transmembrane transporter activity. Gene Ontology annotation, biological process: sodium ion transmembrane transport.
CCGGGCUGGCGUGGAGUCUGAGGCAGGGCUGGCAGAGUACCUAAAGGAGUGAAGGCAGGAAGGCUCUGCUGAAACCUCUGCCUGCAAGCAGGCGAUGGAGAAAUCCCGGCCGCUAUGGGACAAUCCCCUGCAGUUUGUUUUCGCCUGCAUUUCCUAUGCUGUGGGGCUGGGAAAUGUCUGGAGGUUUCCAUACUUAUGUCAGAUGUACGGAGGAGGUGGCUUCUUGAUCCCGUAUUUUAUCAUGCUGAUUGCCGAGGGGAUGCCGCUGCUUUACCUGGAGCUGGCCGUAGGGCAGCGCAUGCGUCAGGGCAGCAUCGGUGCCUGGAAAAUAAUAAGCCCCUACCUCUGCGGUGUCGGCGUCGCCAGCGUCGUCGUCUCCUUCUUCCUCUCCAUGUACUACAACGUGAUAAACGCCUGGGCCUUCUGGUACCUCUUCCACUCCUUCCAGGACCCCCUGCCGUGGGCUACCUGCCCCCUGAACAGCAAUCGCACUGGCUAUGAGGAGGAGUGCGAGAAGACAUCGUCCACCCAGUACUUCUGGUACCGGCAGACCCUGAACAUCUCCCCAUCGCUGGACGCCAGCGGGAGCGUGCAGUGGGAGCAGGCGCUCUGCCUGACACUGGCCUGGCUGGUGGUCUACCUCUGCAUCCUCCGUGGCACCGAGUCCACCGGCAAGGUCGUCUAUGUUACAGCCUCUUUGCCAUACUGCGUUCUCAUCAUAUACCUCAUCAGAGGAUUAACACUUCAUGGAGCUGUGAACGGGCUCACCUACAUGUUCACACCAAAGCUGGAGCAGCUGUCGAACCCCAAGACAUGGAUCAGCGCUGCCACGCAGAUCUUCUUCUCACUGGGCCUGGGCUUUGGCAGCCUCAUCGCGUUUGCCAGCUACAAUGAGCCCAACAACAACUGCGAGAGGCAUGCCAUCAUCGUCUCACUGAUCAACAGCGCCACGUCCAUAUUCGCCAGCAUUGUGACCUUCUCCAUCUAUGGCUUCAAGGCGACAUUUAAUUAUGAAAGCUGCAUAAACAAGGUGAUACUGCUGCUGAUGAACACUUUUGACCUGGAGGAAGGCUCUUUAACAGCCGACAACCUCAAUGAGAUGAAAGACUACCUCAUGGCCACCCACCCCCAGGAAUAUGCCCAGUUAGCGCCACAGCUUAAAAACUGCAGCUUGGAAGCGGAACUAGAUACGGCUGUCCAGGGGACAGGACUGGCAUUUAUAGUCUAUUCUGAAGCCAUCAAAAACAUGGAGGUGCCCCAGCUGUACUCUGUGCUCUACUUCGUCAUGCUGCUGAUGCUGGGCAUUGGCAGCAUGCUGGGAAACACCGCCGCUAUCCUCACGCCGCUGACCGACAGCAGGGUCAUUGCUGCCCGUUUCCCCAAGGAGGUGAUCUCAGGUGCUGUGUGUUUCAUUAACUGCGUGAUUGGCCUGAUCUUCACCAUGGAGGCUGGAAAUUAUUGGUUUGACAUAUUCAAUGACUACGCAGCCACCCUCUCGUUGCUGCUCAUCGUGCUGGUAGAAACCAUUGCUGUGUGUUAUAUCUAUGGGAUAAGAAGAUUUGAGAAAGAUCUUCACACCAUGACUGGACGCAAGCCAAACUGGUAUUGGAAAAUUAUGUGGGCUUUUGCUAGUCCUUUGCUAAUUAUAAGCCUAUUUAUAUUUUACCUCACCGACUAUAUCCUCACAGGAACGCUGCAAUACCAAGCAUGGGAUGCCACACAGGGGCAGCUGGUGACAAAGGACUACCCAGGCUACGCCCUCGCCGUGAUCGGGCUGCUGGUGGCAGCAUCCACCAUGUGCAUACCCCUGGGGGCACUUGGCACUUUUAUAAGGAAGAGACUGAAGAGGGAAAGAGUUUCAACCGUUGCGUGAACGCUGCUGACAGAUGGAUUUGGGAAGACCUUACCCCCAUUGUCAGUGACCGGGCACUUCUGGAAGACAGCAGCAACCAUUAUUUGUAGUGGCUAUUUAUAGAGUUGAGAAUCGUGGGUGCUAUAUUGACCAAAAAGUGCUCUUAGGAGGUUCCACAAUGGUUUGGGGAAAAAAAAAACCCACCCUCUUCUGUAACAAGAUGAAGCUUUAAUAUGGCCUCUGUAAGAGGGGAAAAAACAGAAGAGCAGCUCACGAAAUCUUAGCUAGUGCAAAUUAACCAGCAUAUCAACCCAUUACACAACGCUAGGCAACUCUUCUCCACUCUGCUCUAGUGCUGCCUAGGUGGAAACAUGAACAACCAACUAAGCAUGUUCCUGCACCAAAGUACUGGCAAAUACCCUUACCAUUCAAGAAAACCACACUUGAGCAUGCAUGUUAUUUGAAAUGACAUCCUUCAUCAACAGCUGAAACUGUUGGGAGUCUUGCAAUGCAUAUGUGAUAAUCCCUUUCCUACAAGGGAAAAGUCAGCAGGAUGCUAUGUGAGAUAAAGGUGGCCAACACUGCUUUUUUAUUUGUGUCCAGUUUUUAUAUAUAUAUAUAUGUGUGUGAGCUGCAGAAGUUUUCUCAUCUCCAGAAGAAGUAAACUUCCACUUCCAGUA